Molecule: messenger RNA, 2074 nt
Organism: Podarcis raffonei (Aeolian wall lizard)
Lineage: Eukaryota; Metazoa; Chordata; Lepidosauria; Squamata; Lacertidae
Gene: GMDS
Product: GDP-mannose 4,6-dehydratase
Exons: 11
Coding region: 618-1742 (374 amino acids)
Biological process (GO): GDP-mannose metabolic process
Molecular function (GO): GDP-mannose 4,6-dehydratase activity
Source: RefSeq, a predicted model, not a curated record
CGCUGUUUUUCAAGACGCGGAAACGGAGUGCGGGGGGAAGAAGAACGAGGCCGGCCGGCCGGUCCCACACCUUAUAUCCCCCGUGUGUGUGCUUUUCUUAAAGGGACCCCGCUGCAAGAGUUCCGGGGGGGGACCGCAAAGGGGAGGCAAUAGGGAAAGGAGCACCUGAGGCGCGCUCACCUUUACCUAGGGGGCGAAAAGGCGGGAGAGAGUGGGGGGCAGGUGUAAAGACACACACCACAGGCCCCCCCAUGCAUGUUGGCCCCGACCUUUCCCACCCUGAAUGAAAAACCUUAUUUUUUUUUGUCGAGGUUAGGUGGCUUUUUGUAUCCAAUGGGCACCUCGGCAAAGCAAAUAUACGGCCAUGGAAGCCAGUCAAGUCCCCCCACCCUGUCUCAGGUAAUAGGUGAUGCCCCCUCUACUUGGAGCCUGCAAGCGCCCCUGUGAGCGCAGCUGAAGGGACUUGGUUGCUGCUGCUGCCCUCGAAACGAGCACGUGGGGCGACACGCCUUCUCCGCAGUAACAGCUCACACGUCCUCGCCGCCACCCCGCUCCUUCCUUCCCCCUUGGGUGCCACGGCAUCUGUAAACUCCUGCAGCCCCUCCCCUGCCAGGGCCAUGGCACAUUCCCAGCAGCAGGAAGACACCUGCUCGAGCUUGGCGACAGAGAACUGUGCAGAUAUGAGCCCCAGGAAAGUCGCCCUCGUCACUGGUAUCACGGGCCAGGAUGGCUCAUACUUGGCUGAGUUCCUGCUGGAAAAGGGCUAUGAGGUGCAUGGAAUUGUUCGUAGAUCUAGCUCUUUUAAUACAGGACGAAUUGAACAUCUUUACAAGAACCCACAGGCUCACACAGAAGGAAACAUGAAGUUACAUUAUGGCGAUCUCACAGAUAGUACUUGCCUAGUGAAGAUAAUUAAUCAAGUGAAACCCACUGAAAUUUACAAUCUUGGAGCUCAGAGCCAUGUCAAAAUAUCUUUUGAUUUGGCUGAAUAUACUGCUGAUGUUGAUGGAAUUGGCACUUUACGGUUGCUUGAUGCUAUCAAGACAUGCGGCCUCAUAGACUCUGUGAAGUUCUACCAAGCUUCAACAAGUGAGCUUUAUGGGAAAGUGCAAGAAAUACCGCAAAAGGAGACCACUCCUUUUUAUCCCAGAUCACCAUAUGGGGCAGCCAAGCUAUAUGCAUAUUGGAUUGUGGUGAACUUCAGGGAGGCCUACAAUCUCUUUGCUGUGAAUGGUAUUCUCUUCAACCAUGAGAGUCCCAGGAGAGGGGCUAACUUUGUAACUCGAAAAAUUAGUCGUUCCGUUGCUAAGAUCCACCUGGGGCAACUGGAAUGUUUCAGUUUGGGCAAUCUGGAUGCCAAGAGAGACUGGGGUCACGCCAAGGACUACGUUGAGGCUAUGUGGCUAAUGCUGCAAAUGGAUGAGCCAGAGGACUUUGUAAUAGCUACUGGGGAGGUCCACAGUGUCCGCGAAUUUGUGGAGAAGGCAUUCCAGCACAUUGGGAAAACAAUUGUGUGGGAAGGCAAGAAUGAGAACGAAGUAGGUCGAUGCAAAGAAACUGGCAAGAUCCAUGUGACCGUUAAUCACAAAUACUACAGGCCAACUGAAGUGGAUUUUCUUCAAGGCGAUUGCACCAAAGCAAAGCAAAAACUCAACUGGAAACCCAGAGUCACAUUUGAUGAGCUGGUGAAAGAGAUGGUGGAAGCAGAUGUGGAACUCAUGAGGAACAACCCCAAUGCAUGAAUCUGUUCCUCCUUCCAUACCUGCUGACAUGACUGAGCCUCCAGGGAGACGGACGGCCUAAUUAUGACUUCUGCAAGUGCCAUUGCUGGGGAUGGGGAACGACAAUCACUCCACUGGGUGUUGAAGAUUUGCUGCCAUUUUAUUUUCCUCUUGAUUGUGCAAUGGAUCAUUUUUCCCCCUUUUCAAAUCUCAACCAUGCAUCAUGACUUUGCAUUCCUUGAAGAGGAUAGGCUGCAGUGAUUGCACUUUUCCUCCUGAUAUGUAGACGUUGGAGGCCAGCUUGCCACUCCAAUUCAUUUUCUUUUGAUAUUAAAAAAAAUCCUUUCCAUAAA